GGUGGGGAUACCUGUUGCUAACUCAGCACUACAGAAGGAAGAAAGCAAACAUGGGUGGUCAUUGACCCCAUGUCAAAUGGUGUUUAACAUGCGGAAAUCUCUGGGAGGUAAUUAGGUCUUUGCACCAGAACUCCAGAAGUGGAUCUGAUCUUCGCUGCCCAUUAUACUUGAAGCUAUGGGUGCGGCGUUUUUCCUCUGGGCCCUGGCUCUGCUUUCAUGCAUGACGUUGGCCUCUUCAGAUCCUCAUUAUUUGGUGGUUGUACCAGCUGUUAUUAAUCAUCCUAAUACAGAAAAGCUGUGUAUACUCCUGCACUCCCUCCCAGAGACUGUCCACUUGGAAGUAAAGUUAGAAACAGAGGCUGAGAAUCAUACCUUAGUGCAGAAGGACGUGGAGAAACCAGGAAUCUAUGAGUGCAUCAGCUUCCAGGUCCCUGACUUUGCUCCCAGCGAAAAUAUUUUGAGUGAGAAUGAAGAAAUUGCCCACGUUCACGUCUUCAUUCAAAAGGGUGACAGUGUGAGCUUUGAGGGCCGGAAGAAGGUGCUGAUGAGAUAUGCACAUCCAAAGGUUUUUAUAAAACCAAGCAAGCCCUUUUAUAAACCUGGAGAAACAGCUAAGUUUCGCAUAGUGAGGCUCAAUGGAGAAUUUAAAGCUGUUGGCGAAAGAAUCCCAGAGAUACUGCUGAUAAACUGCAUAAUUUUGAAGUGUUAUUUGAGAUUCCAUCACUGGUCACCACUUCAGAUAAAGAAUUUCAGGUCAAAGUGUGUGGCAAGCAGUUAUGAUACUUUCAUCUUCUGGGUCAGAAUGGAGAAGGUUGAAAAAAUUCAAAUAGACUUCCUGGAACCAAUCUUCAGGACUGGAACUGGAGACAUCUACACAGCUGAGACACCAAAGACAUGCCACAGCCCCCCAAUUCCACUACUCAG
Messenger RNA from Pogona vitticeps (central bearded dragon), 924 nucleotides. Lineage: Eukaryota; Metazoa; Chordata; Lepidosauria; Squamata; Agamidae. The record is from RefSeq and is a predicted model, not a curated record.